Molecule: messenger RNA, 2183 nt
Organism: Acanthochromis polyacanthus (spiny chromis)
Lineage: Eukaryota; Metazoa; Chordata; Actinopteri; Pomacentridae
Gene: hemk1
Product: HemK methyltransferase family member 1
Exons: 11
Coding region: 235-1323 (362 amino acids)
Biological process (GO): protein methylation
Cellular component (GO): mitochondrion
Molecular function (GO): nucleic acid binding; protein methyltransferase activity
Source: RefSeq, a predicted model, not a curated record
GCAUGUAGAGACGUUUCCGUUAAAAGGAAGCUUUGGUGAGGUUUUCUGCGCCAUGUGUAGGAAGCAAAACACGCAGGGUCAGCCAUCGUGCUGUCCGAUUCCUGAAAAUGCUGUUUAAAUGUCAUGUAGGGCGAUAAAAGAGACACAUACAACGCAGUUAUUGGACCACUGACCGUAACUAUCGUGAUGCAGCGACUUGAGCUGGAGUCUAGACAAACUGUGCUAUGAAGCUAAAUGAAUAACGAUGCAGAAACAGUGUUUGUGUUAAACAUGUGGAGAAGGUCACUAAGUGCAAGUUACAGGUGUUUUGGCUGCAGGAGUGUUGGACCAAAGGGAGUUUGGAGUUCCCACGCUGUGCGAACAUGCAGCUCUCCAGUUUUACCUGCAGGCAGGAUCACUGCACUUGAGGCGCUGGACUUCUGGAGGAGGCGCUUUGAGGAGCGAGGUGUGAUUGAGCCUGACCAGUCCAGCCAGCACAUUGUUGCUCAUCUGCUGGGAGCUAAAACUAUAGAAAAUCUGGAGCGGGAGAGGUUAACAGAGUUUCUCAGCCAAGAAACAGCAGAGCAGGUGUGGAAGCUCUGCACUCGCCGUCUCUCCAGAAUGCCGGUGCAAUAUGUGAUUGAGGAGUGGGACUUCAGAGACCUGACACUGAAGAUGAGGCCUCCUGUGUUCAUACCAAGACCUGAAACUGAGGAGUUGGUUGAACUUGUGCUCACUGAUCUGCUGAUGAAACUUGGGACUGGAGUGGGUGCAGACACUCCGCAUACUUGCUUGGAAGUGGGAUGUGGGUCUGGUGCCAUUUCCCUUAGUCUGCUGAAGAGUCUGCCUCAGCUGAAAGCUGUAGCUUUGGAUCAAAGCCAGGAUGCAGUAGAUUUAACAACAGAAAAUGCGUUAAGGUUGAAGCUUCAGGACCGAUUGCAGGUUCAUCAUUUAGAUAUAAUGAAAGAUGCAGAGACUGUGCUGAGCCUCUGCAGUCCUGUUUUAGUUUUGGUCAGUAACCCUCCAUACCUGUUUUCAGAGGAUAUGGCGUCACUGGAACCUGAAAUUUUGAGAUUUGAAGACCACGCUGCUUUAGAUGGUGGUGAGGACGGCCUAAGAGUGAUCAAACAGAUCUUGGUUCUGGCUCCACAGAUCCUGUCAGAUCAAGGUCGUGUUUACAUGGAGGUGGACCCCAGACACCCUCCGCUCAUUCGACGGUGGGUGGAGGUGAAUGUGGGAGACCUGCAAUAUGUGGAGACACGACACGACAUCACCGGCAGGCCGCGAUUCUGCAUCCUUCAGAAAGCGAAGGCAAAAAGGGACCACAAGCUGGAUCUGGACUGAGAAACCGAGAUCCUAUUACGCUGGCUUUAGCUCAGGUCGCCACAGCCUCAGCUUCCCCUGCCCCCACUGAGCCACCAAGCACCGACUCAAGCUGAUUUGAUCACUCAAAAUUCACAAUUUGCACAAGCUCAAACAACAUGCAUGUCACUGUGGCACUCUUAAUCUGGCAGCAGGCGUGAUUGCGAUCCCGCAUCACAAUAAAAAUGUGUGCGAGAUGACACAAAAGCAGGCUCAAAGCUGAAGGUAAUUACCGCAGCUUUUCUUAGAACCCUCCCUCUCAGAAUCUCACCCUCUUCCCAGGAAGCAUUCAGUAGUUCUGUGAAUCCGCUGAUGAACGGUCCUCCCCUUCGCUUGUCCACUCGCUGACUCAGAUGCAGGCGGUGUGCAUUGUUGAGCAAAAGUACACGCAAUGUGGCUUUUACUUCCUCACACAAUCAUCGUCGCUCGCACACUGUAAGCUCAAAGGCCACAAAGUCUUUGUGUUUCAAAGGUGAUUUAAAGCACAAAAAAUAUUUCGUAACAAGUGUCACAAGAGCAGUCAUCAUGUGGUGGCUGAUGGUGACAGCGUUUCUCUUGAGCCCUGUGAAAAAUGCUGACAUUUUAGGCAAAACUCAUGUUUAAGAAAAGGCUAUAAAGAAUAGCAACUUAGAUUCCAGUUGAGUUUUUUUUUUAAUAGAAACAUGUACACAACAUGUAAAAGGUACAAAAAAUGCUUUACUGAGAAAAAUGAAAUGGCGUAAAAGAUGUCUCAGUGGAAUCAGUGUACUUCUUAGGAACAGUAUGUACAUCCAGAACUGAUGAGAGCAAAACAGAUAUGGACAAUCUCCUCAUCCAUCAUAAAAUAAGAGUAGAUUACAGUA